AUGUUUUAUCAAGGUUCCCUGCAGGAGGGGAUCUCGACUGCCGUCGGGCAGCAGAAGCUAGUCCUGUGCUUCGUCACCGGUACGCACAGCACGGACAGUUACAGCGCUAAGCAAUACCAUGAGAAUGAUGAGAGUCAAAAAUGGGAGAAUGAUUCCUCUGUUUUCUCCAAGCUCAACACCUUGAUCAAGAAUCAGGCCGUCGCCCUCCGACUCAGAGCUGGUUCCGAGGAGGCAGGCUACCUGGCGCAGAUAUUCCCGCUACCGCAGACCCCGACGGUUGUGAUCAUCAAGAACGGCGAACUCAAGGAGUACAUCACGCCCGGCGUGAGCCAGGACGACUUCACGCGACGCAUCCACACGGCAUUCAGCGCCCAGCCGACGACGGCGUCGCAACAUCAGGAGCCCUCAUCAUCGUCUCCCGCCCAGACGCAGAACGACGACCCUCCGCCGACACGAUAUGCACAGGAGUCGGAGCAGUCGGAAAAUGUGCGCCGGGUCCUGGCCGAACGGGCUGCAAGGCUCCAGGCGGAGAAGGAAGAGGCGGAGCGCAAGGCUAAGGAGGAGCGUGCCAAGGCGAAGGAGAGGGCCAAGGCCGAGGCUGAGGCGGGGGCCGACAGCGACGCUGCCAGGGCCCACAAGCAGGCCGAGCUGCUCAAGAAGCGGAAGAAGAAGGAAGACAGCGAGCGCAGGCGGAUCCUCCAGAGGAUCGAGGCGGACAGGGAAGAGCGUCGCCAGGUCGCGGCCGAACGUCGGAGGCAGAGGGCUAGCGGGGGCAGCGAGAGGAGCAGCGUGGACGCCAUGUCUCUGUCUCCGGACUCCAGGACGACCACCAGCUCUUCGCGGCUGAGCUCGACGACUGCCCUCCAGAUCCGGCUUUUUGACGGUUCAACCAUGCGGUCGAGGUUCCCGACCGAGUCGACGACGCUCAAGGACGUGCGCAGGUGGGUCGACGAGGGCCGCAACGAUGGCGCCUUGCCCUACACGUUUAAGCAGGUCCUCACCCCGAUGCCCAACCGCAACAUUGACGAGACGGAGGAGUCGAGGGACCUGGGGGACCUGCAGCUGUCGCCCUCGUCGACGCUGGUCCUCAUCCCCGUGCAGAGGUAUGCUUCGGCCUACGGAGGCGGCGCCGGGCCGGACAGCAACCUCUUUGUGCGUAUUAUCCGCCUCCUACUCGGAUCACUCGCCUGGAUACUCGCCAUGAUUGGUCUCGGGGGGGUAGGCGCAAGGGCAUCUCACGAGCCGACGUCUAGUCAACGGCAGUCAGGUGGCGACACGCCCCCUCAGGUUCGCCAUUCGCGGGUCGCGGGGUUCCAGAACCCAGAAGACAGGCGGCGAGAUCAACAGCUCUAUAAUGGGAAUUCUCUGAAUUUUGAGCCGAAUCCGGAUGACGAGGAGAAGCGAUGA
Messenger RNA from Geosmithia morbida, 1407 nucleotides. RefSeq names its product UBX protein. The transcript has 4 exons. Bases 1 to 1407 code for a protein of 468 amino acids. NCBI's taxonomy places the organism in Eukaryota, Fungi, Ascomycota, Sordariomycetes, Hypocreales, Bionectriaceae. The record is from RefSeq and is a predicted model, not a curated record. Gene Ontology annotation, molecular function: protein binding.